GAAACUUGAAAAUGAAACGAGAAAAUUUGGAGUGGGCAGGUCAUAUUGAAAUGGGUGCUAUGGCUAUUAUGUACAGGCGAGACUUCAUUGUAUUUCAAGAUGUUGGAAGUCCUCCAUUUAAGGUGACAAACUACGAUUUCGAGAAGAAGAUCAUGCUUUGUUACACUCAAGGGAAUCAUUAUGACAGUGUCUACCCCAAGUCUUUCCUAGUAUCUGUAGCUAUAAACCAGUCAUUAGCAUAUGAACUUUUGUAUAAACGUGUUUUUCGAAUGGGAGAUGAAGUGGAUACAGCUGUUCAGAAGAUGCUUCAUGACAAAAAUUAUUCCAAACAAAGAAAAAAUAAUAUAGCACAUGGAAUAACCAGAGAAAAUGCAAUGUUGACAAACUUCAAUAGUGGAAAUGGAUAUCACCUGGAUAAUGAAGAGAAUGCUACUGAAGAAAUAAGGAAAGCUCUGGCUCAGGGUUUACCUCCAUUUCCUUACAAAGUAGCUAAAGCAUUAGAUCCUGAGAUAUAUAGAAAUGUUGAGUUUGAUUUGUGGAAUGAAGCUAGAAAAGAACAACUCCGUAGUGAACAAAUGAUUGUUCCAGAUCUUGCUCCAGGUGUGAAAUGUGUGGUGAACUUAGAUGAAGACCAGAACUAUGCUGGACAUAUUCAGGAAAUGUCUCCAGACCAAGGACCAGUAACAGUAUUCAUUGAAAAGUUAGGAGAAAAGCGUGUUGUUCCUUAUGAAAAUCUUCAGCCUCUUCCUGUUCCUGUUUUUAAAGCAUUUGGAUGGCAAGGUACUUCAAAGUCCUUCAGACUUUUUGGUGCUGCUUUUCAAGGAACUUUUGAAGUUGUUGAAAAAGGAAAAAGAAAGUUUUCGAAGAAAGGGAAAAUGAAGGAAUUCCCCUUGCUAUUUCCGUUUAUGCAAGGUGGAACUUUACCAUUUAGCAUGGGAUUCAGUCAACAGCAGCUUCAUCGCCCUCCAACAGUAGUGGCAGCACCAGCACUAAAUACAAUUGAGCCCCUUCCUAGUGCAAUAUCAAAUGUCAGUGGAAAACUUCAUCAAGGAAAUUCUCAGGUUCCGGUUGUUUCAUCAGUGAAUAAUACCAAUCAACAGGCCACUAAUCAGUCUGGGGGUACAAACAUCCCUGCCUCUCAGGGAAUUGGUUCUCCUGGGCAGAACUUGUUUCAUACUUCAUGGAAUAUGGUGACUCAGAACAUACAAUAUUGUCCAGCAAAUGGAGAUAAUCAGUACUGUGUCAGAGAACAACAUCAGGAUUUAUCAGAACGGUGCACUUCCAGUGCUUCAGAAAGUCAGUCUUAUUCCUAUUCUGAAGGUGGUUGUCCGUUUUCUUACCCUAUUUUGACCACUACCUGUUUCAUUCCUGACAUUAAUGUUUGUUACAUGCCCACUAAUGAUUAUACAGAUACAGAACAGUCUUUACCCAAUUCACACUCAGAACCUCUCCAACCUACUUCACCUAAUCCUUGCCUCUUGCAGGCCCUAAACCCUGUCUCUUUUCCAACCACCCAGCCUCUUGUCAAUCCCGGCGGACAACCUGUUAGUUAUGUACCAUACCAGAUUUACCCAGCAGUUGGGCCUGGAAUUGGAGAAAACAUCCCUUUUCCAGUGAACCUAAAUUCUGCCAAAUCCCAGGACCCUUCAGGCAAUGACUUGCCAUUAAGUGACCUGCCAACUGUCAGGUUCUUCUACAACUUAGGAUGUGAUUAUUAUCGACAAUCUGCAGGAGCCCCACCUGGUGGUCAGUUGCCAACAUACCCCAUGUGGACAUGCAAUGGUAUUACUUACUGUACUUUUGGUGUACCAUUUCCAACUGCUCCAAUGACUGGGACAGAGAACUAUGGAUAUUCAGUAGAAGGAACAAACAUUAACCCUGUUGGAGUUAAUGGUAUGUAUAGUAACAUUGUGCAACCAGUGGUGUCACUACCGUCUGGGCUUGCUGGUCAAUCAGUCAUCGUUAGUAACCAAACACCAUCCUUGCAAGCUGGGUAUUUUUAUCCUUUUCAGCCUCUUCCCUGUACCACUACCACUGGAUAGACUGUGUCCAAACAUUCUUAAAAAUGUGAUGUUUGAGAAGGGUAAAAAUGCACUAUAUACAGGGACUUGAAUAUGUAUAAUUUAUACUGCUAUUCGCUCAUGUUACUUUUUUGCAACCAUUUUCAUCUCAGUGAUAUGUUACAUAAUUUAUUUACAAGUUUAUUAAAAGGCACUGAAAAUUCCAGCCUUUCCAAGGUGCCUGAUCAAGCUGCUUUUUUUUUGUUGUAUACAGUUUAUCUUAUUGUUAUAUUGCAAACUUUCAGCAUCCAACCAUACAGUUUAUUUUCAACCAAAUGCAACAUUCUUAUAUUCAUGAUAUAGGCAGGAAAAAGUCAUGUUACCUAGGGUUAUUAACAGAAAAAUGUGAUACAUUUGUAACAUUAGUAAACAAACAAUUUAACAUUAUUAUUUUUUGACUGUUUCUUGCAAUUUAAUCAUGUUGCUUUGAGACACCUCAAGUAUAUAUGCAGUAUUUGUGAAGACAAUAUAAAAAAAUAUAGAAAUGUUAGGGGAAAAAAUUCUUAUGUAAUACCUAAUACUUAAGCAAACCUGUUCUACACAAAUAGGAUAGCAAAUUAAUUUGAAUUUGUAAUGGUGAACACAGUAAUCUCUUUAAUUCUGAUCUUAAUUCUUUUACAUUUAUGUUUAUAAAAUUUAUUGAUGGAUGACAUUUGAUAUAGUUUCAAAACAGUCUUAUAUCUUGAUCUCAUAUUGUUUGACAUUUUUAGAUUUUUUAAUCCGAAU
This is a messenger RNA of Limulus polyphemus (Atlantic horseshoe crab), 2786 nucleotides long. RefSeq lists its product as uncharacterized. The record is from RefSeq and is a predicted model, not a curated record. NCBI's taxonomy places the organism in Eukaryota, Metazoa, Arthropoda, Merostomata, Xiphosura, Limulidae. Bases 12 to 2042 code for a protein of 676 amino acids. The transcript is spliced from 20 exons.